AUGACUAGAACUUUAAAUAAAUCACAAAAUUUAAAACAACGAAAGCAUCUCCUCAAUGCACGUUUGAAUAAAGCAUUUAUUGCUUACAAAGACCAAAUUUCGAAUAGAUCUAUUUACUAUAGAAAACAAAUAAAUAUUAUCUUAGAACAGGCUUGCAAAUUGUCAGAUACAUCAAUAAUAGCAUUAGCUGAAAUUACUAUGAAAUUAACAAACGAUCAAACCUCUGAACAGAAUAUAUUCAAUAAUCGGAAACAAGUAUUAAAAAUGGCUCUAAAUAUAGAAAAUGAAGAAUUAGAAUUAGCAAAUACAUUUUUAGCUUAUAUGUAUAACUCAGAAGAAUCACAAUUAUUAAAUAAUCAAAAUCGAAAACAAGUAUUGCAAACGGUUCUAAAUUUAGAAAAUAAAAAUUUAGAAUUAGUAAAUACAUUCUUAACUAAUAUACAUAACUCUGAGAAAUUACAAUUAAUAAAUACUUUCAUAGAUACUAUAUAUGAUUCUGAGAGAUCACGCAUAUCUAAUAAUCGAUACCAGCUACUAGAAAUGAUUCUAAAUAUGAAUAAUGAAGAAAUAGAAUUA
Messenger RNA from Cetraspora pellucida, 576 nucleotides. The record is from the annotation of a GenBank genome assembly. NCBI's taxonomy places the organism in Eukaryota, Fungi, Glomeromycota, Glomeromycetes, Diversisporales, Gigasporaceae.